Theobroma umbraticum is the source of this 1050-nucleotide messenger RNA. Lineage: Eukaryota; Viridiplantae; Streptophyta; Magnoliopsida; Malvales; Malvaceae. The record is from RefSeq and is a predicted model, not a curated record.
AUGACGUGCCCUAGCCCUGGUAGUUUUGAUCCGACCAUACUUAAGGAGCUGAGUUGUUUUUACUCAGGAAUGCACACCACUGUAUGGCCGGUGUUAAAACAGUUGUGGACAUAUCAGUGUAAGAUAAAGAUAUUUGGCCAACCAGAAUCCCAAAUCCAACCAUCACUUUUCCUGAUUGAAGAGGUCAUCCCCCAAUUAGAGGAAGUGUCAUUUAGCAGUGAUGGCAUUGCAAUGAUAUGUGGUGGCCAGUUUGCGUCAGACUUCUUUUGUCAUAUAAAACUCCUUCGCAUUACUUGCUACCUCGAUGAAUCAGCUGUUUUUCCCUUUUUUUUCCUCCGAAGAUUUUACAAUCUGGAAGUGCUUGAGGUGAUUGAUUGCAACUUCAAAGAGCUGUCUCCUCACGUUGGUAAUGUUAGUGAGGAUAAAGAAGUCCGGACUCUCAAACUUAAAAAGUUAAAAUUGGAUUAUCUGCAAAAGAUAAUACAUCUAUGGAAGCAAGGCUCACCACUGGGUCAUAUUUGUGCAAGUCUUGAGACUCUUGAAGUUUGGGGAUGUGACAGUUUGAUUAAUUUAGGAGCAUCAUCUGCAUCUUUUGAAAAUCUUACAACUUUGGAUGUCUGGGAGUGCAAAGGGAUGGUAGAGUUGAUGACAUCUUCCAAAGCCCAAAGUUUGGUGCGUCUUGUCACAAUGACGAUGAGAGAAUGUGAAAUGAUGAAGGAAGUAGUUGGGAGCGAGAGAGAUGAUGAAUCAACAUACGAGAUUGUUUUCAGAGAGUUGAAAUGUGUGGAACUUCAUUGCUUACCAAGCCUCAGAAGCUUCUGUUCUGAGAAUUACAUCAAGUUCCCAUCAUUGGAACAAGUGACUGUGAGUGAGUGUCCUAGUUUGAAGAGCUUUUGUCAGGGUGCUUUAUGCACACCAAAACUAGAAAGAAUACAACUAAACAGGACGGAUUAUGAGGGGCGUUGGGCUGACCUUGGUGCCACCAUAGAACAGUUAUACAUGGAACAGAAUGUUCAAAUUUCUGAAGAAAAAACUGAGGAUACCAUCUAG